AUGGUCUACGUUCAACUCCCGUUUGACGAGCUUCAGGUCUCAAACGACAAGAAAAGAGUCGCAUACUUCUAUGAUGCGGACGUUGGUAACUACGCAUACGGUGCAGGUCAUCCAAUGAAGCCCCACCGUAUAAGAAUGGCACACCUGUUGAUCAUGAACUAUGGGUUAUACAAGAAGAUGGAAAUAUACCGUGCGAAGCCUGCAACCAAGCAGGAGAUGUGCCAGUUCCACACUGACGAGUAUAUAGACUUCUUGAGUCGUGUAACUCCAGACAAUUUGGACAUGUUUGCCAAGGAGCAAAUCAAGUUCAACGUUGGUGACGAUUGUCCGGUGUUUGAUGGGCUCUUUGAGUACUGUGGGAUCUCAGGUGGAGGGUCCAUGGAAGGUGCUGCCAGAUUAAACAGAGGGAAGUGUGACAUUGCCAUCAACUACGCCGGUGGAUUGCAUCAUGCUAAGAAAUCUGAAGCUUCUGGUUUCUGUUACUUAAACGAUAUCGUAUUGGGUAUAAUUGAGUUGUUGAGGUACCACCCACGUGUGUUGUACAUUGAUAUUGAUGUCCAUCACGGUGACGGUGUGGAAGAAGCCUUUUACACGACAGAUAGAGUCAUGACCUGUUCGUUCCAUAAAUAUGGUGAGUUUUUCCCAGGUACCGGGGAACUCAGAGAUAUUGGCGUUGGUAAGGGGAAGCACCAUGCUGUGAACAUCCCAUUGAGGGACGGUAUUGACGAUUCGUCGUACAAGUCUAUCUUUGAGCCAGUUAUCCAGAAAAUCAUGGACUGGUACCAGCCCUCCGCUGUUGUUUUGCAGUGUGGUGGUGAUUCGUUGAGUGGUGACAGGUUAGGGUGUUUCAACUUGUCGAUGAAUGGGCACGCCAAUUGCGUUAAUUUCGUCAAAUCUUUCAAUGUACCUACUAUGGUCGUUGGAGGUGGUGGUUACACCAUGAGAAACGUCGCAAGAACAUGGUCAUAUGAAGCAGGAUUAUUGAACAAUAUCAAAUUGCCCAGUGAAUUGCCUUACAAUGAUUACUAUGAAUACUACGGACCAGACUAUAAAUUAGAUGUUAGACCAUCAAACAUGCACAAUGCCAACAGUCCAGAGUUCUUGAAUAAGAUUUUAACCAAUAUCUUUGCCAGUUUGGAGAAUACGAAGCAUGCUCCAUCGGUGCAGAUGAAUUAUGUUCCUAACGAUGCUGAGGAGUUGGGAGAUGUUGAUGAGGAUACACAAGAAGCUAUCGAUACGAAGGGGGGCUCACAACAAGCCAGGGAUGAGAUUAUCCAGCCCGACAACGAAUUCUAUGAAGAUGAAGAUAGAGAUGAGGGAGAGAGAAAUAUCCAGAGUUAUAAAGAAGCAAAUAGUGUAAGCGGAGAGGGACAAGCAACUGAAGGCGCAGGUGCAAGCGCAGCUGCCGUAGAUUCUACUGCAGCUGCUACUGCAAAUGGAGAGGCAAUGGAAAUUGACGAAGAAAAUGUAGUUGAAAAGGACCAGCCUGCUGUCGCAGAAGCUGUUCUGGCCAUCACUACAGAGGACUCAACAGCAGCUCCAGAAGAAGCACCACUGGCCACUGUUUCCCUCACCGAGGGUGAAACAAUCGCUCCAAUUAUAACUCAAACUUCGCCAGCUGGAACGGAAGAUACUAAGCCUCCUGUCGCAGUUUCUAAUCCAGAAUCUACCCCAGCUGAAGCUGAACCAUCAACUGAAGAACCAAAGGCUGCGGAAUCCGCAUCGACAACCAGUUUGACAGAUGCUGAGAUGAAAGAAAUCGAUGAGUUGAACGCUGAGACUUAA
Molecule: messenger RNA, 1785 nt
Organism: Dujonia railenensis
Lineage: Eukaryota; Fungi; Ascomycota; Pichiomycetes; Serinales; Debaryomycetaceae
Source: the annotation of a GenBank genome assembly